This is a messenger RNA of Camellia sinensis, 1374 nucleotides long. The record is from RefSeq and is a predicted model, not a curated record. Lineage: Eukaryota; Viridiplantae; Streptophyta; Magnoliopsida; Ericales; Theaceae.
CCACACUGAUACAGUCCCACUAGGGUUUUUAAGACUUGUACUACGCAACUCACACUUAUCUCUGCCGCUCCGGCUAGGGUUUACAGAACCCCACAAUUUUUGUCUCUCUUUCUCUCUCUCUAAGUUUAUUGUUGUUGUAAGAUCUAAUUAUGGAGUUAACCAAUAACUAGGGUUUCCUGGUUGCUUCUGAAACUCCAAAAGCUUCGAGCUUUUACAUCGCUAUGUAUCUGUAAAAACAUAUAUCGAACUAUAUAACAAUGGCGACCACAAACCCUUUUGAUCUUCUCGGCGACGAUGACAACGACGACCCCAAUCAGCUCCUCCAGAAGCUCCGUCCCCUCCGAAGAAAGCCACAGCUCCGGCUCAGUCCGCCGCCGCUACUCAGCCGGCUAAGCUGCCCUCCAAGCCUCUCCCUCCAGCUCAGGCCGGACACUCAAAACCUUGUCGUGGAAAGACGGGAAGAACAACCUGUGAAUCCUGUCUCCAUGAACACUUUUGAAUACUUAUAUCUAAAUCUUAGGGUCUCAACCUCAGUUCUCUGUUUGAAAAGCAAAUGGUGAAACGAUGACAACCCUUCUCAGUGAUAAAUGUACUAAGUUAUUGUAUGAACAGUACAAAACUAGGUUAUUUGAAGCCACUGCAAGUACCAAAUGGCAGUGCUGCUCCAAAGUCACGCAUUCCUCAAAUAGUGGCUCAAACACUGGGUUUUGGCCAAAAACAUAAUGCAACUGUUGAUAUACCGUUGGAUUCAAUGAAUGAUCCUAAGAAAAAGGAGAAGGAACUUGCAGCUUGGGAAGGAAAUUAAACGAAGGGAAGAUACUGUUUCCAGUGCUGGUGUCCCUUCAGAUGAUAAAAACUGGCCUCCAUGUUUCCCAAUUAUUCAUCAUGAUAUAGGCAAUGAAAUUCCUGUUCAUGCUCAGAAGUUGCAGUAUUUGGCUUUUGCAAGUUGGUUAGGCAUAGUUCUUUGCCUUGUAUUUAAUGUUAUUGCUGUGACAGUUUGUUGGAUUAGAGGUGGAGGUGUAAAAAUAUUUUUCCUGGCAACAAUCUAUGCUCUACUUGGAUGCCCUCUUUCAUAUGUCCUAUGGUAUAGGCCACUUUACCGCGCAAUGAGGACGGACAGUGCAUUGAAGUUUGGUUGGUUUUUCCUGUUCUACUUGCUCCACAUUUGUUUUUGCAUAUUUGCUGCUAUUGCUCCUCCUAUCGUCUUUCAUGGAGAGUCAUUGACGGGCAUUCUUGCAGCAAUAUCAGUCUUCUCUGAUCAUGUGUUGGUGGGGAUUUUCUACUUAAUCGGAUUUGCCUUGUUUUGCUUGGAGACACUUUUAAGCUUGUGGGUUCUUCAGAAAAUCUAUAUGUACUUCCGAGGUAACAAGUGAU